This is a messenger RNA of Fraxinus pennsylvanica, 315 nucleotides long. Lineage: Eukaryota; Viridiplantae; Streptophyta; Magnoliopsida; Lamiales; Oleaceae. The record is from the annotation of a GenBank genome assembly.
AUGGCCGCCACAAUUUCAGUCUCUCCAGUCAACCAUUCACCAUCGCCGCCUAUUUUCCCUUCCGAUGUCCCUGUCCCAGGCAAAGCUCACAGCAAGCGUUCUCUGGUAACGGCCCCAUGUGACUGGUCCUCCCGCCUCUUCCUCUUCUCUGCCCCACCUUCCUCUAUUCCUCUACCUCCAAACACAGACGCAGGGCAAUCUCCAGUUGCUUCCCAGUUGGAUCUAAACAAUUGCAAAGGUUUCCACCCUUCCCUCUACGGUAUCCUACCCACACAUGCCCCAUUAUCCUUCACCUCCACAACCGCUUUUUCAUAG